AUGUACUUCUUAACUACGACUUUAAUUGCCUAUGAACAAGAUGGUGAAAAGUACUUGACGCAAAUAGCCAUUUACACUCAAAUUCCAGUCUGUACAGACCCUUCCUGCAAGGAUGCACAGUUCUUAAAACGAACACUUCUUCAAAUCACCUUCAACGGUAUCCAGCAACUGUAUACUACGUUUCCUAAUAUAUGGCAUUAUGCUUUGCUAAGUAAAGGAAAGAAAGAAGAAUCAUUAAUAAGUGUGGAAGAAGUACCAAACUCUGAAUUUCGAAUCCAUUAUUACAUCUUGCCAUGGACGAGACGAUUGCGAGGCUAUCAAACGAUCACCGUUCAAAACGAAAUACGCGUGCCUUUAAUCAAAAGAUCGGAGAAAUGGAGAAUACUCGUAGAAUGUUAA
This is a messenger RNA of Schizosaccharomyces osmophilus, 399 nucleotides long. RefSeq names its product bouquet formation protein Bqt1 (gene bqt1). The coding region runs from base 1 to 399 and encodes 132 amino acids. The record is from RefSeq and is a predicted model, not a curated record. Lineage: Eukaryota; Fungi; Ascomycota; Schizosaccharomycetes; Schizosaccharomycetales; Schizosaccharomycetaceae. The transcript has 2 exons.